Tympanuchus pallidicinctus (lesser prairie-chicken) is the source of this 1398-nucleotide messenger RNA. It is a transcript of the gene HAPLN3, whose product is annotated as hyaluronan and proteoglycan link protein 3. NCBI's taxonomy places the organism in Eukaryota, Metazoa, Chordata, Aves, Galliformes, Phasianidae. Gene Ontology annotation, molecular function: hyaluronic acid binding. The transcript has 5 exons. Gene Ontology annotation, biological process: cell adhesion. The record is from RefSeq and is a predicted model, not a curated record. Bases 110 to 1189 code for a protein of 359 amino acids.
GCUGCUUCCUCUCAACCCUGAGAGUCCUAAACACACUGCAUCUGCCUGCAGCCUGCCCGCUGCCUGCUGCUGCUGCCCGCCGCCCAGGGUCCAGCCUCAUUCCCCAGCCAUGCUGCUGCUCUCACUGCUCCUCAAGGCUGCCCUGCUGCGGCUGAUCAACUCCUACCACCCCUUCUACAACGGCUUCUAUUACAACCACGUCAUGAAUGACGAUGAUAACGGGCACGAGAAAGUGAUUGAUUUCAAUGGGGUCAGGCUGGUGGUGGAGACCUCCAAAGACCCCAUCUAUAGCUUCAGCGGUGCUAAUGUCACCCUGCCUUGCCACUACCACCACGAGCCCGAAUCCGAGGCCAAGCACAAGAUCCGCAUCAAGUGGUCCAAGCUGCGAGAUGACUACACCAAGGAGCAGGACGUGCUGGUGGCCAUUGGCAAAACCUACAUGGCUUUUGGGGACUUCCGAGGCCGCGCUCACCUCCACCGGACCGGACAGCGCGAAGCCUCGCUGCUCAUCAGCGAUGUGCGCCUGCAGGAUGAUGGCAAAUACCGCUGUGAAGUCAUCGAGGGGCUGGAGGAUGCCAGUGAUGUGGUGGAGCUUCGGCUGCGAGGCAUCGUGUUCCCCUACCAACCACCCCGCGGGCAGUACAGCCUCAACUUCCACGAAGCCGAGAGAGUGUGCCAGGAGCAGGGUGCCCUCAUCGCCACCUUCCACCAGCUCUUCCAGGCCUGGAGCGAGGGGCUGGACUGGUGCAACGCGGGCUGGCUGGCCGAUGGCACCGUGCAUUACCCCAUCCGCCUGCCCCGCAAACCCUGCGGCGGGGUGCACCUCGCCCCGGGCAUCCGCAGCUACGGCCCCCGCCACCGGCACCUGCACCGCUUUGAUGUCUUCUGCUUCUCCUCCACACUCCGAGGUGAGGUUUUCUACCUGGAACACCCAACCAGAAUGACGCUGGAGGAAGCCAAGCAGGCGUGCCUGGACGCUGGUGCAGAGAUUGCCAAAGUGGGACACCUCUACUCUGCAUGGAAGUUCCACGGCUUGGACCGCUGCGAUGCUGGCUGGCUGGCGGAUGGCAGUGUCCGCUACCCCAUCGCCAAGCCCCGUGCCAACUGCGGCCCCGCGGAGCCCGGCGUGCGCAGCUUUGGCUUCCCCAGCAAGGGCAGGUUUGGAGUCUUCUGCUACAAGGAGAGAUAAAGAACAAGGAGGGUUCCUACCCGGCCUGAGGAUGUUCCCAUCCCAACGGUGCCUGGCCUUGGGUGUACCCAGGGCUGUUUUGGGAGUGACUGGGUAGGGGGAAACUUCUUUGGUUUGAAUUCUUCUUCCUUUAUGUUUUACACUUUCUGAAUGCAGCAGGAGGCUGGGCUGGAGCAUCCUGCUCUAGAGCAGGGGACUGGCUCCAUAUG